This is a messenger RNA of Tinamus guttatus (white-throated tinamou), 2084 nucleotides long. NCBI's taxonomy places the organism in Eukaryota, Metazoa, Chordata, Aves, Tinamiformes, Tinamidae. The record is from RefSeq and is a predicted model, not a curated record.
AUGGUUCCCUUGUUCGCUAGGCGAUGGGAAGGUGGAGAUCCAGGCGUUUCCAAUCAGAAGACACCCACUACUAUCCUCUUAACACCAGAGAGAAAGUUCCACAGCUUCGGAUACGCAGCAAGAGAUUUCUACCAUGACUUGGAUCCGAAUGAGUCUAAGCACUGGCUGUAUUUUGAAAAGUUUAAGAUGAAGCUACAUACCACUGGGAAUCUUACCAUGGAGACAGAUCUGACAGCUGCAAAUGGCAAAAAAGUCAAAGCACUUGAGAUAUUUGCUUACGCCCUGCAAUUCUUCAAGGAACAGGCAUUAAAGGAGCUCAGUGACCAAGCGAGCGCAGACUUUGAAAACUCUGAAGUAAGAUGGGUCAUUACAGUGCCUGCUAUUUGGAAGCAGCCUGCAAAGCAGUUUAUGAGACAAGCUGCCUACAAGGCAGGAAUGGCAACUCCGGAAAAUCCCGAGCAGUUGAUCAUUGCCCUGGAACCUGAGGCUGCCUCUAUCUACUGCCGAAAACUUCGCCUUCACCAGAUGAUAGACCUGAGUAGUAGGGCGCCUGUCAAUGGUUAUAGCCCAAGUGACACAGCUGGAACUGGAUUUACACAGGCUAAGGAACACGUCCGCCGUAAUCGACAGAGUCGCACCUUUCUGGUGGAAAAUGUCAUAGGAGAGAUCUGGUCUGAACUGGAGGAAGGUGAUCGUUACAUCGUUGUUGACAGUGGAGGGGGCACAGUGGACAUGACCGUUCAUCAGAUCAGGCUUCCUGAAGGGCAUCUUAAGGAACUGUACAAGGCAACAGGUGGGCCAUAUGGUUCUUUAGGCGUGGACUAUGAAUUUGAAAAGCUCCUGUGUAAAAUAUUUGGAGAAGAUUUUAUUGAUCAAUUUAAAAUCAAGCGUCCUGCUGCCUGGGUGGACCUGAUGAUAGCAUUUGAGUCGCGUAAAAGGGCAGCAGCUCCAGACAGGACCAACCCACUGAACAUUACUCUGCCUUUCUCCUUCAUUGACUAUUACAAGAAGUUUCGGGGUCACAGUGUAGAACAUGCCUUGAGGAAAAGCAACGUGGACUUUGUGAAGUGGUCCUCCCAGGGGAUGCUGAGGAUGAGCCCCGAUGCAAUGAACGCUCUUUUCAAGCCUACAAUCGACCAGAUUGUUCAGCACCUGAGUGACGUGUUUGACAAACCAGAAGUGACUAAUGUCAAGUUUCUGUUUCUGGUGGGUGGCUUUGCUGAAUCCCCCUUACUUCAACAAGCUGUCCAGAGUGCUUUUGGGUCCAGAUGCCGAGUGAUCAUCCCUCAGGAUGUGGGGCUCACCAUCCUCAAGGGAGCCGUCCUCUUCGGGCUCGACCCCGCCGUGAUCAAAGUGCGCCGUUCCCCGCUCACCUACGGGGUCGGGGUGCUGAAUCGCUUUGUGGAAGGGAAGCACCCGCCGGAGAAGCUGCUCAUUAAGGAUGGCACGCGCUGGUGCACUGAUGUCUUUGAUAAAUUUAUCUCAGCUGACCAAUCUGUAGCCCUUGGAGAAACUGUGACGCGCAGUUACACCCCUGCGAAACCUUCCCAGUUAGUUAUAGUGAUCAACAUCUACAGCUCAGAGCAAGACAACGUCAGUUUUAUCACUGAAUCGGGAGUGAAGAAGUGCGGCACCCUGCGCCUGGAUCUCACGGGAACUGAUGCUGCAGGGCCAAACCGACGGGAGAUCAAAACACUCAUGCAGUUUGGGGACACUGAAAUCAAAGCCAUAGCCAUUGAUGUUGCCACCUCUAAAAGUGUCAAAGUUGGUAUUGAUUUCCUAAAUUAUUAGCAGCCCAUUUUCUCCACCUGUUUGUGAGACUGUUCUUCCACUAUUUCAUUUUUUGACUUUCAUAAAUCAUGUAAUCAACUUGAAUUUCAGCAGGCUAGAUGAGAACAGCUGGUAGGUAAAUAUGUCACGUUGGUGACCUUGGUUGACCAAAGGCUGGAUCUUAAAGGACCCUUUAAAAUUUUGGGGAGCAAAAGGUUCAGAGGUAGUAAAAAUUCUUCACUUGCUCAAGCAUGUUCAAAGCCCCACCUUUAUAAAGUAAUACUGAUUGUUGUUGGGUGCUAAAGACUAAUUUU